This is a messenger RNA of Scedosporium apiospermum, 1350 nucleotides long. RefSeq lists its product as uncharacterized. Gene Ontology annotation, cellular component: nuclear envelope. Gene Ontology annotation, molecular function: phosphatidylcholine binding; choline-phosphate cytidylyltransferase activity. The transcript is spliced from 4 exons. Bases 1 to 1350 code for a protein of 449 amino acids. The record is from RefSeq and is a predicted model, not a curated record. NCBI's taxonomy places the organism in Eukaryota, Fungi, Ascomycota, Sordariomycetes, Microascales, Microascaceae. Gene Ontology annotation, biological process: CDP-choline pathway.
AUGUCCUCACCCGCAUCCUCAUCGACCCACUCGGGCAAGCGAAAGCGACCCUCAACCACCGACCCCAACUUCGACAUGAUGGAUCCCGCCCUGCAGCCGUCGUCGCGCGAUGCCUCCGGCGAGGAGGGUGACACCACCGCCCCCGAGUCCGGCAAGCUCCAGAACCGGAAGCAGCUCGACAACGCCACCUCGUCGUCCCUGUCGGCCCACCCGCCCAAGAGGCAGCGGGCCAGCUCGGACCGCGCCAGCGCCAUUGCCGAAGCCAGGAGCCAAUCCGCCGCCGACCCGGGCGAGCCCAGCGACACCACCGAAGCGAGUGUUGAUAUUGCUGAGAGGGUCGGCCGUAGGGGUAGGAAGCCCUCGCUGAUCACCAAGGAGAAUGAGAACGGCACCGAGAAGCGCGCGAUGCCCCCGCCCCCUAUUGGAACCUUGUCUGAUCCCGCGGGAUACAAGACGAAUCCUCCACCGGUUGGAAGGCCGGUUAGGGUAUAUGCGGAUGGUGUCUUUGAUCUGUUCCAUCUAGGACACAUGCGACAGCUCGAACAGGCAAAGAAGGCCUUUCCCGACGUUUACCUGAUUGUUGGCGUCACCGGCGACGAAGACACACACAAGCGCAAGGGUUUGACGGUCCUGUCUGGCGCCGAACGCGCCGAGACGGUACGCCACUGCAAGUGGGUCGACGAGGUUGUCGAGAACUGCCCCUGGAUCGUCACCCCCGAAUUCCUCGACGAGCACAAGAUUGACUACGUUGCGCAUGAUGAUAUCCCCUACGUCGCCGAUGAAGGCGACGAUAUUUACCAACCGAUCAAGGAGGCUGGAAAGUUCCUUGCUACGCAGCGUACCGAGGGUGUGAGCACCACUGGUAUCAUUACCAGAAUCGUCCGCGACUAUGAAAAAUACCUCGCCCGGCAGUUCAGGCGCGGCGCCUCUCGUCAGGAACUAAACGUCAGCUGGCUCAAGAAGAACGAAAUGGAUCUCAAGCGCCACGUCCAGGACCUGCGCGAUAAUAUCCGCACCAACUGGUCCACCACCGGUCAGGAGCUCAGCCGCGAGCUUCGCCAGUUCUGGCCCGCGAGCCGACCCCAGAGCCCUGCCCGCCACGCCUACAUAUCCAACGGCGAAACGUUGUCUCCCGUGUCCGCGCUGAGGUCGCCUGGCCAACCCGGCGGACAGGGCAGUAUGAACGACUUUGUGGCCGGGUAUGCUGUGGGGCUUAUCGGUGGUGUGCGAUCAUGGAUGACGAGGAGCCGCAAUCGGGACAUGGAUAGUCGACCUGUCAGCGACGACGACUCCGAGGAGAGCGGUUCUGACAAGGUACAGGUGCAGAGGCCUGUGUCGUCGAAGAUUUAG